AUGUAUGCUGAAGCAAUGAGGGAACACAUAAAAUAUUUUGCCGUUCUAGGAACUUCAAUUAUUCUAGUAUUUACGGUGCAUUAUGUAAAACAUGAUUUAAAGUCUUCCGUUCUUCCGACAGUAGUGGGAAAUCUAAGUGACAUUGAACGCCUUCUUUUAGGGCAAAGAAACAAUCUAUCGAAAUUGCUGAAUAUAAAACAACAGGAAAUUGGACAACAAGAGUGCCAGAGAAGAAAAACCACAAGUGAAAAUGGAGGCUGGUGUGAGAAACAGAGCAAAGAGAAGGGAGGAAAACAUAUGACCGAUAGACAGCUUGUGCCUACAUUGAUACAAUUUUUAAAAGGGAAAUACAUUGGAAGUUUUGGUGAUGGACCGGGAAGAUAUAAACAACUUUUCAUUGAAUCUGGUGAGGUCAAAGGUUAUGAUGCAUAUGAUGGAUCACCAUUCUGUGACGUCACAAGCGAUGGGCGCGUUAAGUUUCUUGAUUUGACUCUACCGCAAUAUGGACUGCCUUUAUAUGACUGGGUUCUGAGUUUUGAAGUAGCAGAACACAUUCCAAGACGUUUUGAAAGUGUAUAUAUUGACAACAUUGUUCGCCACGCAAGAGAAGGUGUUGUAUUAAGCUGGGCAAAGGUUGGACAGGGUGGUUAUUCUCAUAUUAAUAACAGACCGUUUGAAUACGUUAGAGAUAUAAUGGAAUCAUUGGGAUUUAUCCAUGACAAUAAAGCAUCAGAAAUAUUAAAAUCAAAUGAAUUUCCAUUGCCAACAAGCCACAAACUUGAAAAUGGGUUGUAUGAUAUAAAUAUUCGUGCGAUUUGUGGAACCAUGGCAAAUGGAGGUAGGGCUUCUGAUCUAAAUGAGCAACUACGAAUAAUGGAUAUACCAUCUAUGCGUGAUGGAACAUUUUCUGUACUAGAAGAUUAA
Messenger RNA from Mercenaria mercenaria, 924 nucleotides. RefSeq lists its product as uncharacterized. The transcript has 4 exons. The record is from RefSeq and is a predicted model, not a curated record. The coding region runs from base 1 to 924 and encodes 307 amino acids. NCBI's taxonomy places the organism in Eukaryota, Metazoa, Mollusca, Bivalvia, Venerida, Veneridae.